This is a messenger RNA of Cotesia glomerata, 3021 nucleotides long. RefSeq names its product DNA ligase 1 (gene DNAlig1). Gene Ontology annotation, cellular component: nucleus; mitochondrion. The record is from RefSeq and is a predicted model, not a curated record. The coding region runs from base 69 to 2834 and encodes 921 amino acids. Lineage: Eukaryota; Metazoa; Arthropoda; Insecta; Hymenoptera; Braconidae. Gene Ontology annotation, molecular function: DNA binding; ATP binding; DNA ligase (ATP) activity. Gene Ontology annotation, biological process: lagging strand elongation; DNA biosynthetic process; DNA recombination. The transcript is spliced from 8 exons.
AUUUUUGUAAUAAGAGUGGGGGAAGACAAACUUCCCGCCAAAUUAAUCUUAUUAUUUAGAGGUUAGAAAUGGCGCAGCGUUCUAUAACAUCUUUUUUUAAAAGAACCACGACAGAGGAUAAAAAUGACUCGAGCAGUCAAAAGAAAAGUGACAAGAUCAUCGAAUCAGCUGAAGACUCUGGAAAAAGAAAGCGGGAUAAUGAAGCCAACACCAGUACUGAGUCUCCACCUGCCAAAAAGUCGGAUAAUAAAACCAAGAAGCCGAGAGCACGGAAAUCUAAAACACCAAAAUUGACAGAAAAAUCUAAAAGCAAAAGCAAAGAGACUUUAAAUAAAUUGUCCUUUGUAAAACAAAUUUCUCCUGAAAAAAAGUCAACAAAUGGAGCAGCGGAUCACGAGAAAAAAGAUAAAAAGCUUCCUAGAAUUUUAAAUUCAGAAUCAAGUGACGAAGAUGGGCAUUUGGCUUUACCUCUUACCCCAGAGGACGCUGAAGAAAUUAAUUCCAGCAAGCUUGAAGUUAAACCUAUAAAUGAAUCUGAGGAUAAAAUUAAAUUAGAAGAAAAAUCUCCUAAAAAGUCUCCAAAAAAAUCUAAAGUCACAGAAAAUGCAGACGAUACAGUAAGUCCUUCAUCUUCGUCAGAUGAAGAAUUGGAACUAAAACCAAAAGCUAAAAAAUUCCGGUCUAAAAUAAUAGACUCAGACUCUGAAUCUGAAUCUAAAGAAUCACCAAAAAAGUCACCAAUUAAAUCUCCAGUUAAAGACAUCCGUAAUUUUUUUUCCAAUUCAUCAAAAAAUAAUUCUACUUUAUCCGAAAAAUCAAAAAGCAAGCUUGAUAAAACUCCUCUAGGAGCUGAUUCAAAAGACGAAGUAUACUAUCGACCUGACAAAGAAAAAUAUCACCCAAUUCUAGACUCUCCUUGGAAAAAAGGAGAGAAGACUCCUUACAGAGCCUUGGCAGCUACCUUGGAAGUAAUCGAGAAAACUAGCUCGCGUUUAAAGAUCGUCGAGAUUCUGUCGAACUACUUUAGGUCAGUCAUAGUGAUCACCCCUGAAGACUUACUGGCGAGUGUGUACCUUUGUUUAAACCAACUAGCGCCAGCUUAUGAAGGAGUCGAGUUAGGAAUCGCGGAGACAACUUUGAUCAAAGCGAUCGCGCAGUGCACUGGUCGGACGCCAGCUCAGAUAAAAGCCGACGCCCAGGAAGCGGGGGACCUGGGGAUAGUGGCUGAAGGGAGUCGCUCUAACCAGCGAGUGAUGUUCCAACCCGCGGCGCUUACCGUCGGGAAUGUCUUCACCAAGCUGAAGGAAAUAGCGCAGUCUACUGGAAACGCGUCGGUGACCAAAAAAGUGGACCGGAUUCAGAAUUUGUUCGUCGCUUGCAGGUUCUCCGAAGCCAGGUACCUCAUAAGAUCUCUGGCUGGCAAGCUCCGGAUCGGCCUGGCCGAGCAGUCGGUCCUCCAAGCGCUGGCGCUUGCCUGUGCAAUGACUCCGCCUAACCAGGAGUACCCUCCGGAGGUUUUGGACGCAAGUAAGAAAGUUUCCAGCGAUGAAUUUAAAAAAAAGUACGAUGAAAUUGCGCUGAUUAUCAAAACUACUUACUGCGAGUGUCCUAAUUACGGAAUGAUAGUUCCCGUCUUGCUGGAGGACGGAGUAGCCGAGCUUCCUAAAAAAUGCAAGCUGACUCCUGGAGUUCCUUUGAAGCCUAUGUUAGCUCACCCCACAAAAGGGGUCCAGGAGGUUCUUAAGAGGUUCGACGGGCUGAAGUUCACUUGCGAGUGGAAGUACGACGGCGAGCGGGCGCAGAUUCACCUGACUGACCAGGGCAAGGCUUAUAUUUACAGCCGCAACCAGGAGAAUAAUACCUCCAAGUACCCGGACAUUAUUGGACGAUUAAGCAACACAAGAGGCGAGAAGGUUCAAAGCUGCAUUUUGGACUGCGAAGCUGUAGCUUGGGACCGUGAGAAAAAGCAGAUUCUUCCUUUCCAGAUUCUCAGCACCAGAAAGCGGAAAGAUGCCAAUGAAGCUGACAUCAAAGUCCAGGUCUGUGUCUUCAUGUUCGACUUGCUGUACUUCAACGGCGAGCCGCUGGUCAAGAAGCCUUUUAAGGAACGCAGGGAGUUGUUGAAGGAACAUUUUAAAGAGGUCGAGGGUGAAUGGUACUUUGCUACCAGUUUGGACACUACGACCAUGGAGGAGGUCCAAGAGUUCUUGGAGGUCUCCGUUAAAGGUAACUGCGAAGGCUUGAUGGUCAAGACUCUUGAAGAAGAUGCUACUUAUGAAAUCGCCAAGAGGUCCAGGAAUUGGUUGAAGUUGAAGAAGGAUUAUUUGGAGGGCAUUGGGGACACUUUGGAUUGCGUUGUCAUUGGCGGGUAUGUUGGCAAGGGGAAACGCACUGGGACUUAUGGAGGGUUUUUACUUGCUUGCUAUGAUCCUGAUAAUGAGGAGUAUCAAAGUCUUUGCAAGAUUGGAACAGGAUUCAGUGAAGAAGACCUUGCAAAACACACAGCAUUGUUAAAAGAGCAUUUGAUACCCUCGCCAAAGUCUUAUUAUCGAUACGAUUCAUCCCACGAGCCAGAUCAUUGGUUUGAACCAACCCAAGUUUGGGAAAUAAAAUGCGCUGACUUAUCAUUGUCACCUGUUCAUCGUGCUGCUGCUGGAAUUGUGGAUUCUGUCAAAGGAAUAUCUCUAAGAUUCCCAAGAUUUAUCCGUGUACGCGAUGACAAAAAAUCAGAGGACGCAACAUCAGCUCAGCAGGUCGCUGAUAUGUACAAAAGUCAAGAGCAAAUAGUUAAUCAACAUUCUGCUUCGACGUUGAAUGAAGAAGAUUUUUACUAAUUUUUUACGCAGCGUAUUUAAUUUUUAUUGAUAAAUCCAGUUUUAAUUGUAAAUGAAUUAUUGGUAAAUUAUUGAUAAAUUUAUUUUCAGAAAUUUUAUUUUUCUAUGUCAUAAACUUUGGAAUGAAAUAAAAUUUUUGAUUUAAUCAAUUUUAAAAUAAAAUAUCUGAAAAUAUAUUUAUGCAACC